This is a messenger RNA of Cydia amplana, 2183 nucleotides long. RefSeq lists its product as uncharacterized. Gene Ontology annotation, molecular function: aspartic-type endopeptidase activity. NCBI's taxonomy places the organism in Eukaryota, Metazoa, Arthropoda, Insecta, Lepidoptera, Tortricidae. The record is from RefSeq and is a predicted model, not a curated record. The coding region runs from base 240 to 2183 and encodes 647 amino acids. The transcript has a single exon. Gene Ontology annotation, biological process: proteolysis.
AUAUAUACUUUCAUAUGUGUGGGUAGAUGAAUAAAGAGUUAGUCUUACAACCAGCCUACGUGUGUUAUUUAUUCCUCCGUCACAAUACAUAUUUUACAUGGCGCAGCCGAGUAAAUCUACGUGAAAUCGGAAUUAUAUUGUACUAAAUUACGGCCCGUAUCCGUUGUAAUAAGAAAAUUGAGUGCGAAGUGUACAAAAUAAGUGUAUUUCCUAUGUGAAGUUAAACUAACCUAUGAACAAUGGAAGCUGUGUUACAACCACCCGCGCCGUUUCUAUUUGAGAACAAUAUUUCAAGUGUUACUUCGGGAAAUUUGAGUAAGGCGUGGCAAAACUGGAAAACUGCAUUUAACAUAUAUUGUGAGGCAUGCGAACUUCAUAAAAAAGACGAAAAAGUGAAAACUAAUAUUUUAUUGCACGUCAUCGGACCCAAAUGCAGAGAGGUAUAUCAGCAGUUUUCGGUGAAACCAACGACUUUGCAGGCGCUUUUAAAAGAAUUUGACGAUUUCUUCUUGCCUAAAACCAAUACGACAGUUGAGAGGCAUAGGUUUUUCACGAGGGAACAGAAAUCACAAGAAUCAGCAGAACAAUAUGUUUUUGAACUCAAUAAAAUGGCUGCCAAGUGUGGAUUCAAAGACUUAUGUGAUGACCUUGUAAAAGAUCGUUUGAUUUGUGGUAUACGAAAUACUACUCUGCGUGAACGUUUGUUAAGGGAGCCCGAUUUAAAACUUAGCUCAGCGCUGGAUAUUUGCCGUUUAGUGGAGAUGUCGCAGGUGCAAGCCAGUACUAUAAAACCAGAAUCGGAGACGCAUCAUGUUCAUGAAUUAAGCACGAAUUGUGGUACAAGUAGACAUGAAGACGUUGAGGAAGCGGUAAACUGGGUAAACAAUUCGUAUUGUCGUUGUGGAGCUCGUGCGGUGAGAGGUGCGCCCCCCGCAGCCGCCGCCCCCGGCUCCUGGGAGCCGCGCGGGCGCCGCCGGCGCGGUCGCGGACGAGGAAGAGGUCGUCGCACUCCUGCUGCAGUCCCUGAACAGGCGGACAGGGCUCCGAGACCUGGACCUAGUAACGUCUCGACUCAUCAUUCGCGGUCUUAUCAAGUGUGUUCGAGAUGUGGAAGUAAUCACGCGUAUAACAAAUGUCCGGCAUACGGUGUGCGUUGUGACAGUUGCAAUGGGUAUAAUCAUUAUGCGAAGAUGUGCCGGGUGUAUGCUGUGGAGGGAGCCUCCAGUGAUCAGGUAAAAAGACAUAAUAAUAAUACUUCGAGUACUGAUUGGUCUGUUACACUUAGUAUUAACGAUAAUUCAAUUACAUUUAAUAUUGAUACUGGUGCCGCUGUAAAUGUUUUACCUUUAAACAGUUUGCAAAAUAUUAACAUGUCAGUGCAACAGCUAACUCAAACGUCUAUAAAAUUACGAAGUUAUUCGGGUGACGGUCUCAAAGUACUUGGCAAAUGCUAUAUGAAAACAUACUAUAAGGGCAAUAACUAUAUAUUGAAGUUUAUUGUUGCCGACGUUGAUUCUCCCCCGGUACUGGGUCGCGAUGCUAGUGAGGAACUAAAUUUAGUGAAGCGCGUAAUGUCGAUAGAUAGUAAUAGUAACGAGCACAGCAUGUUAGCAGAUUACGCUGACAUAUUUGAAGGAAUAGGUUGUCUUCCUGGAGAGUACAAGAUACGGUUAAACGAGAGCGCGCGUCCAGUCAUACAUCCUCCCCGAAAGUUACCCAUUGCACUAAGGGAAAGUGUUAAAAGCAAAUUGAUAGAAAUGGAAAAACAGAAAAUAAUUUCUAAGGUCGAGGGUCCAACAGACUGGGUGAAUAGUAUGACUCUGGCUAAAAAACCAAACGGUGAUUUUCGUAUUUGUCUAGACCCGCAGGAUUUAAAUAAAGCCAUAAGACGGGAACAUUUUCGUUUGCCGACCCUAGAUGAGAUUACUUCUAAAUUAUUAGGUGCAAAAUGGUUUAGCACUUUAGAUGCUAAGCAAGGGUUUUGGCAGGUGAAACAUAGCCCAGAUUGCACUGAUUUAUGCACUUUUAACACUGUUUUUGGCAGAUAUAAAUUUUUACGGUUACCAUACGGAAUAUCGUCAGCUAGUGAGGUAUUUCACAAAAAACUUUUAGAACAAUUUGAUGAUUUAGAGGGCGUGUGUCAGUUCAUCGAUGAUCUGUUGGUCUAUGGAAAAACCAAAUAA